AGUUUAGUAAUGGUGGGUUCACGCAGAGCUGCUAAGAACUAAGAGCAAUCUAAUAGACAGGGUGUUUUAGUUCUUAGCAGAGCUGUAUUAAUGAACCCACCCUUAAUUACUGUUGAAGACGUAGAUCAUAAUGGGACAAAUCUUUCAUCACAUCCUGACCGCUUCUGAACGUACUCAAUCCACUCAUAUUUUUGGUGGUUUCACCGGUCGUCAAACAACACUUGAGAUGAUCUGACAAAAAGGAGAUGAGUGUCAAAUUGACGUGGCAAAAAGUGUUGCAGGAUCGAAAAACAUGGUAGAUUUCCAGAAGAUCUGCGCUUAUCUCCCUAAAGAUGUUUACAGGGAAACCCGUUUCUAUAGGACUUCCAAAAGAUUCGUCAGAGAUGUAGAGACAGCUCCAGUUCGAGAAGAAAAACAGAUCAACGUUCAUUCUACGGCUGCAUCGUGCGAGGAAGAUUGUUUUUGUGUCAACCAGAAGCUAGCAAGGCGUAGAAGAAGGGCUCUACUCGAUUUGGAAUCUUUAACAAUGCAGAAAAAAGAACUUCUCGAUCGAGAAGAUGAUUUUCAACAACGUUUCAUAGAGUUUAACGAGCUUAUAAUCCAGAAUGAUCAAAAAAAGGAACGCGCCGCUACACGUCUGGAAGAAUUUCGGAGUUAUGUUAAGGAACAAAAGGUCAAGAUUAAAGAUAUGCUACAUAAGGUCAUGGAGUAUAGAAUGCUGAAGGACAAGUUGAUCAAAGAAAUUGGGAAGCAUCGUAUUUACGAGGAAUACAUAGAAUCCGCAUUGUACGAGUUUGGUCGUAAAGCUACAGUUGAUGAUGCUAUAACAAGGUAUAGGAGUUUAGAGUCGAAAAAACGAUUUCUGAUGUCUAGAAACGUAGCCAUGAACAGCAAGAUAAAAGAGACCUAUGAAAAAACUCUGAUCAUCAUGGAAGAUAAGUGCCAGAAGAUUAUGCAUAUGAAGGGACACAUAUCUAGAAUUGUGUUGAGAUAUGGCGAAGCCGUCAAGAGAACAUCUGAGCUGGAAUGCUUGAUUGCUAGUUUGAAGGACUUUUGUGCCAUCAGGCUUGAGGAUUUAGUGUUAUCAGUCCAAGGUAUAAAGAACUUGAACGAGUUCAUGCGAACGAGACGUUCUUUGCAGAAAAUAUCUAUCGAGCACUACAAAGGACAGUCAGAUGAUAUGGCCAUGGUGUUUCACCAAAUUGUAGACAUCAAAGAUACAAUGAGGUACAUGGCCAACAUUCUGGAAAAUUUGGAGAUGCGUUCGAAGGUAGUGAGAAAAUUGUGGAGGAAAGGGGGACACACUGUAGCCGUACUAUGAAUCCUUUCCAAUAAUAUAUAUUUUAUACAGUUUAUUAUAAUAAGAUAUACAAAUAUAUUUUUACGUUUUUAACACGAAGAAUGCUGUG
This is a messenger RNA of Coccinella septempunctata (seven-spotted ladybird), 1409 nucleotides long. RefSeq lists its product as uncharacterized. NCBI's taxonomy places the organism in Eukaryota, Metazoa, Arthropoda, Insecta, Coleoptera, Coccinellidae. The transcript is spliced from 5 exons. The record is from RefSeq and is a predicted model, not a curated record. The coding region runs from base 293 to 1321 and encodes 342 amino acids.